Molecule: messenger RNA, 1195 nt
Organism: Owenia fusiformis
Lineage: Eukaryota; Metazoa; Annelida; Polychaeta; Sabellida; Oweniidae
Source: the annotation of a GenBank genome assembly
UUGCAGAGAGGAUACAGAUUGUGGAUGAAACAGGAGAACUGGUGUAUAUUUGUGACACAUGUGAAUACAAAACAGAGAGGAGGAAUCACUUGUACAAACAUCUCCGCUGCCACCAUGGCACCAAAUUCUUUAGAUGUAAACAAUGUCCAAGAUUUAUGAAAGAUUAUAAUCAUUAUGAAGAACAUGUAUUAACAAAACAUAUAACCACUCCAUGUGAAAUAUGUGGGAAACUGUUUGGAGAUAGAUACAUGCCAAAGCAUCGCCUGAAACACUUGAAAGGAGAUUUGACCUGUCAUGAGUGUGGCAUGUUAUUGAAGGGGAAAAAAGCUAUGUCGAGACACAUGAGAGCACAUGGGAUGCCUGAAGAAUAUCCAUGUAGUAUUUGUGGAAAAUUGUUCAGUUCAAGACAUGGAAUGCUGCACCAUGAAAAGACACACGUUGGUAUUCAACUUUUUAGAUGCAGGCACUGUGGUAACCGCUUCACAACUAAACAUAGAUUGAAUAUUCAUUACAGAGAAAAUGAUGUAUGUGCUAGACAUACAAAAAUCUCGGUGCUUCACUUUAUCUGUGAUGUGUGUGGCAGAAAAAUGUCCGGAAAGCGUGAAUUGAUUGGGCAUAGGAUUAGGGUACAUGGAGUAGGUAUAACUGAUGACUUCCCAUGUAAACUCUGUGAUAAAGUUUAUAAAGUGAAGGGAGACUUAUUGGCACAUUUAAGAGAAUUUCAUUACAAGAAAUACAAUUGUAAUGUUUGUGGGAAGAUGUUUGGAACAGCAAGAUAUCUGGAGGUACACAUGAUCACUCAUACUGGAGAGAAGCCAUUCACUUGCACUUCAUGUGGGAGGAAAUUCGCUCGCAAGGAUAGUACAUGGUAUAAACAUAAGAAGAUAUGCUACAAUGUCGCCGUUGUUCCAUCUGCUCCAGAAUCCAACACUGCUCCAGAAUCCAACCUAUUGAAAAGUGAAGGAGCGAUCUAACUUCUUAACUAACUUGAUCAAUAGAAAAAGACUGAAUUUUCUAUGAUUUUGACCAUCUAUUUUUAAUUGUAUGGAUAUCUUUAUUUCGCUUAAAUUUUAUCGGAUUGGGUGGUGCUUUUGAGGUGAAACAUACCAUUUUUGCAAGGUCUGAGGAAGACGCUAAUGUGGAUAAGAAAUAUUUAGCUAUAUUGAUGCAAUAAGGAUAAACUAUUUGAAAAAAG